Molecule: messenger RNA, 1278 nt
Organism: Suillus clintonianus
Lineage: Eukaryota; Fungi; Basidiomycota; Agaricomycetes; Boletales; Suillaceae
Exons: 6
Coding region: 1-1278 (425 amino acids)
Source: RefSeq, a predicted model, not a curated record
AUGAGAAGCAGGGCAGUUUUCACUGCCAUAGCUAGGGCUGCCAGGCUAUUUGCUCCCAAGGUCGACCAAGCACAAUGGAAGAAGAGGAAGCAGAUGUACAAGACAUGGUUGUUCAACAACAAGAAAAAGAAGGAGAGAAAGGACAUGAUAAAGUAUGGUAGGAAAUGGACUCCUAGGCAGGUGGUCUACCAGCAGAAGCGGGAGGAGGUGCUGAAGAGGAUUGAGGAAGAGUCCGGGGCAAAGCCAGGAGGUCCCAGGAAACAGCCUGAAGAAUGGUCGACCAACUUCCCGCCUCCCGAGAUACAAGCACAAGUGGCUCGUAAGAAGGGACCGGCUUAUAUGGAGCACUUUUCGAAGGAGAUGUGGAGGCAAUGCAGGAUGAGAGUGUUUGUGAUGUCGGCGUGGAAGAAUGAACAGGGAGAGGUGCUGUUCGGGAUAUCUUCUAUCUCAAUACAUUUGCAUGCAGGCACUGAUGAUAACGAGGCGUUAGGAGAUGGGGACAGUUUCAUGAAGACGAAGGACUGGGAGGACAUCGAGCCAGUUUGGCAGGAGUACGCACAGGAACAAUUCGGUGCCGGGGCACGGGACGGAGGGCGACAGGUGAAGGGAGGUCGAAAGAGAAUCAGGAAGCCUGCUUUCGAACUCGAGACCGACGGGGAUGGGAUGCCGUUGCUUCCAGACAUCACCGAAACAAAACUCGAGGAGAAGAAAGCCAUAGUAUCUGUUCCGGGAUCGAAAAAGGCAGUCGUGCCAUGGAGCGCCAUCGUACAAAGUCAGGAUGACUUUGUGGCAAGACAGUAUGUUCCGGCGGAUGUGGACUUGAAGGAGCCAUCGAAGCUGCAACAUUGGGACACGACCGCCCUACUGAACUUCUGGUAUGCUCGGCAGGAGAGAGGCAAAGGUCCAAUGUUCCUGUUCAAAGCAUGGAAGAACAGAGAUGGGGACAUGGUACCCUCGGUUGUAGCCGGGAAUUUACCUUCUCAUCGGGCUCGUAAAGGUAGAAGAGAUAUGAUCCGAAGGCCUCGGGAGGCCGAAACUGACAGUGAUCCCGAGAGUGAUCCCAAGGGUGACACUGAUCACAUGGAGGAUGAUGCAGGUGAUGACGCAUUGGAAGGUAGAUCCCCGCGAAAGAGACGCAGAGCAGAGCCUGGUCCUUCGACAGCACAUGAAGGGACAGCGGUCCCACGUGCAAUUCCAAAGCCUCGCCCGGUCAAUGCAGGGAGAUCGAGUGCACUGCUGACAUCGCGAAUGGGCGAACCUCCUGGCUGGACUGACUGA